UCCGCUGUAUUUUCAUGCGGAGGUGGUAUCAGAUUCAGCAGGCGAGGCCACUGCUUCAGCACCAACAUGCCCCGCGGUCUACCAAGGCCGACUGCUGUGGGUUCUCAGCAGGAUGAAGUGCAAAACCGAGGCGGCGAAGGAAAAUUGAAGAUCAUCUACGGCGAGGUUUUCCUCAAGCACCGACCACCGCCGGGCCACCCCCACCCGGAGUGCCCCGCAAGAGUCUCCACCGCCAGGAUUGAGCUUGACCAGUUGGAGGGGAUCGAGUGGGCGACGCCCUCGUCCCUCCGAUCAGAGAAAGGCAGGGAGCGAGCUUUAGCCGCGAUCGAGAGAGUGCACAACCCGGAGUAUCUGGAAGAGGUGCGGCGCGUGUGCGCCAAGGGGGGAGGGGCUGCGGACUUCGACACCUACAUUUGCCCCGAUACCUUCGAGGUGUGUAUAGCGGCGGCGUCGGCGUGGAUGGACGCGGCCGAAUCGGCAGCGGGGGGGUCGCCGGCCUUCGCUCUUGCGCGGCCUCCGGGGCACCACGCCACCGCCGGGGUUGGCAUGGGGUCGGGGGGAGCGGAGGACAUAGGUCCGCUAGGAAAUCUGAAGCAUCUACCGUUCUUUGGGGUGGACGAGACAUGGGAGACGUAUGAGCCACGGUUUGAGGAAGCAGUGAAGUGGCUGGAAGAGUUUGAGCCGGACAUGGUUUUAGUCAGCGCGGGGUAUGACGCUCUCGAAGCGGACGAGCUGGCCACUGCAAGUCUGCAGCCGAAGGACUACGAACGGAUGGGGAUUCGUCUCAAAGAGGUGUUCGGUCGCAAGGUGGCGUUCGGAUUAGAGGGCGGCUACAACUUACAGGUGACACCGGUGGCAAUACGCGCUACUAUCGAGCCGUUCCUCUGCGCCGGAGCAUGA
This is a messenger RNA of Ectocarpus sp. CCAP 1310/34, 900 nucleotides long. NCBI's taxonomy places the organism in Eukaryota, Phaeophyceae, Ectocarpales, Ectocarpaceae. The record is from the annotation of a GenBank genome assembly.